AUGCAUUCACUGGUCAGCUCACUGGUCAGUUCUCUGGCCAGCUCUUCACUGGCUGUCAGAGCACCACCCCCUCAGACUUGGAGCGAGGUUGCGACUGUCGGGCCGGGUUGGAUCAGUACAUCAACAGUCCAUGACACUUUUAUAUACACUUGUCCGCCUAUACCCACGGUAUUCGUCAAUGUCACUCAGUAUGUGCCUGUGACGGCGACCGACACAACCUCUGAAUACUUCACCGACACCACCACUGCAUCACUUACCAAUACUACCACCGCAUCGUACACUGAGACAACCACUACACCAAUCACCAUUUACCAAACGAUAAUUUCUACCACGAUCUUAACCACGACCGAAAUAGUGACCGAGACUUCGACCACCGUAUCACCAAGCCCGACCACACUGACUGCGACCGAAGAGCUUCUUCUAGAAACAUUCACUACCGAAGUCACCAGUAUCACCUUAUGUCCGACACGAAUAGUCAACCCGACUUUCACGGCAUUAGGGCCCUUUCCCACUGACUGGACAUGGGGAUGUCCUCCAGGCUGGCUGUGCAGGCCAAGUCGACAAAACUGCAACUUUGAAGCUGGUCUUCCCGACCAGAACUUCUACUGUGCGCCAAACGAGUGUAUCCCUGCCCAGGCCUUGCCCGAGCCCCUUCCGAUAUGGGACAACAGUAUCUACGGCAAUUCGACGCCGACCACGGAUCAAGGGCUGACAAUCCAAGCCAUCGACGACUACUUCAACAUGGACCCCACUGCGUUUGGGCUCACCUACCAGAUUUUCGUCGUGGAGGAAGUGUACACCAUCACGUCGACCACCCUUCUCCUCCCGACCCCUGCCGUCGCAGCACGGCAGGCUCAGACCAGCGUGCCUGGUGCCUGUUACCCUUGGUGUAACAACUGCCUCCUGGAAGCACAAUCGAGGGGCAAGAUCUCGGCCCUAUGCGUGCCGGGCUCUGCGUUCGAGGUGUCUCUGAACCAGUGUGAGCAGUGUGUCAGUGUGCACAAGAGCGACGGCUCUGGCAGUUUUGUGCAGAUCUCGCCGCAGUUUCAGCAGUUCCUGGACUACUGCGGCCAGUUCGCCACGGUGGUGUUGACAUCGUCCGUGACCGCCGUCACCACCAACACCCUUGGGUCGGCCUACAGCUCAGUGUCGCCAGUGAUCUGGACCACCGUCACACCGAAGAGCUCUGUGACCGUUUCCACCUCGGCAAGCCUGCACACCUCCGUGACCGUCGUUGUAGAAACGACAGCAACCACCGAAACUCUGAGCCCCUCAACAGAGAGCACGUCGACUUCGACGGCGACCAAAACGUUGAAUUCGUCGUCAAAGUCUCUGCCAGUCAUCACGACGACGACAGUGGCUACUAGCAGCGGUUCCACGCCGUCCACGCUCUCAUCCGAGUCUCCAUACACCACGACCGCGACCGUCCCUACCACCCUGUUCUCCCUGAGCACCGUCGGCGGGAGCCAAUGGUCACAAAUCACCAUCAUCCUGCCUCUCGGAGAUAACAGCACCACAACAGUCUACGGCUCGGAUCUGACGAGCGGCGCCACACUCGUCCUGCCGGAGCCUUCGACCACGAGCUCGUACCUGACUACAAAGACAGUCACGCCCGGCCAUCCAGGCUCAGGUUCAGCAACGGCACAGAGCACGACUUCUCCCGCCGCCCCGUCUACCUUCUCGGGCGGCGCCUCGCGCCCGAGAGUCGCAGUCACAGUCACCGCAGGAACCCUAUCCUGGGAAACCACGAUGCUUGGUCUGGUCAUCACAUGCGCCGCCGCCUUUGUGUGGUGA
Messenger RNA from Capronia epimyces CBS 606.96, 1794 nucleotides. RefSeq lists its product as uncharacterized. The transcript is spliced from 3 exons. The record is from RefSeq and is a predicted model, not a curated record. NCBI's taxonomy places the organism in Eukaryota, Fungi, Ascomycota, Eurotiomycetes, Chaetothyriales, Herpotrichiellaceae. The coding region runs from base 1 to 1794 and encodes 597 amino acids.